CACCACCUGGGCAAACCUACACCAAAUAAUAUCGCAAUCGCACAAACAAUGGCGACGUUCCGCCAACUCCUCUGCUUCCCAGCAUCCACCCGCACCGCGCUCCUCACCCCCCAAUCCCACACGCGAACAUACACCCUCCUCGCCCAACACCCGCGCUACAUAUCCCUCCCGCGCGUCCUGCAACCGAGUUUCUGGUCGUCCAUGAUUCCGAAGCCUUUUAAAUCCUCCUCGUCCUCAUCCUCAUCGUCCACACAAUCCAAGGAAUGGAAUCCCGCAACGCCGUACAUAAUCCUCGGAUUGCUGGUCGGCAGCCAAGCGAUCCAGAUCCUGUGGCUGAAGCAAGACCAAGGGCAUAGUUUACGGAAGGCGGAGGCGAAGAUUGGGUUGCUGAGGGAGGUGGUGCAGAGGGUGCAGAGGGGCGAGGAUGUCGAUGUUGAGGGGGGGUUGGGGACGGGGGACGAGGGGAGGGAGGGGGAGUGGGCGGAGAUUUUGAAGGAUAUGGAGAAUGAAGAGGUGCUGUUUCAGAGUAAGAAGAAGAGGGCGGCGCUGAGGAAGGCGGCGGAGGAAGAGGCGGCGCGAGAGGAGAAGGAUGGGGAAGAGAAGACGGUCAGCAUGAUGGAGGAAGGGAAGGUCAAGGUGGAAAGCGUGAAUGGAGUGAGGUUUUACUGA
This is a messenger RNA of Parastagonospora nodorum SN15, 669 nucleotides long. RefSeq lists its product as hypothetical. Bases 49 to 669 code for a protein of 206 amino acids. The record is from RefSeq and is a predicted model, not a curated record. The transcript is spliced from 2 exons. NCBI's taxonomy places the organism in Eukaryota, Fungi, Ascomycota, Dothideomycetes, Pleosporales, Phaeosphaeriaceae.